GUAAAUUAUUCCUGUGAAUGCUUUUUCUAGCAAAGCAGGAACUGCAGAGCUAGGAAUCAAACAAUGCUGCUGCUUCCAAUAUUCAACACUUUUGUCUUCGUGUUAACUCUGGUGACAACUUCCAACUCAAAUCCUGCUCAGGUUGUCCAAAAAUGGGAUCAGAAUGCAUGUACACUUGUUGUGUGCGGACCUGCUCAGAACGGACUACCAGGAAGUGAUGGGAAAGAUGGCCCUAAAGGGGAAAAGGGAGAUCAAGGAUUACAGGGAUUAAAAGGGUCACAAGGUCCCCCAGGAAAGAUGGGUCCUGCUGGACAAGUAGGAGGAAAGGGCUCACCAGGAGAAAAAGGCACAAAAGGAGAUAUUGGAGAUAGAGGAUUACAAGGUGUCCCAGGUCUGAAGGGUAACCCAGGCAGUGCAGGCCCUUCUGGGCCAAAAGGGGAUAAAGGUUCAACAGGUGAAAAAGGAGUAAAAGGGGAGAGAGGCCUGCCAGGAACUACAGGUUCGCAGGGCCAGAAAGGAAUCGCAGGCUCCCCUGGGCCAAAAGGGGACAAAGGUUCAGUAGGUGAAAAGGGAGCAAAAGGAGACAAAGGAGACAGAGGGUUACAAGGAAGCUCAGGUUUACAGGGUCCCAAAGGGCAAAUUGGUUCUCCUGGGCUAAAAGGUGAUAAAGGUUCAGUAGGUGAAAAAGGAACAAAGGGAGACAGUGGACUAUCAGAGAUCAAUCUCCUUAAAAGACAAGUAAGUACUUUGGAAGGGCAGCUGAGAGCUCUGCAAAGCAGCUUCUCCAAGUACAAACAAGUUAUAAUGUUCCCGAAUGGCAGAAUUGUCGGUGAAAAGAUAUUCAUGACCAGUGGCUAUGAAGGCAACUUUGACAGUCUGAAACAAAGGUGUUCCCAAGCUGGAGGCCAGCUUGCUUCUCCUCGGAAUGCCGCCGAGAAUGCUGCCAUCCAGCAGAUAGUUGUUUUGUACAACAAACCAGUGUUUCUUGGGAUAAAUGAUAUUCAGACAGAGGGUCGUUUCAAGUAUCUAAAUGGAGAAAACAUUGUUUAUUCCAACUGGCAAACAGGCGAACCAAAUAAUGACAAAGGUGUUGAGGACUGUGUAGAAGUCUAUUCAAGCGGAAAGUGGAAUGACAAAUCCUGUGGAGAGAAACGGCUAAUUGUGUGUGAAUUUUAAACCACCUGUCAUAUUGCCUUUGCUUCACUUGAUGGAAGUGACACGUGCUGUAGUAUGUUGGAAUCAAAUAUCUGUCAUUUUUAAAGGGGCUUUGCAGGUAUAUAGGAUAUCAAAGUUUCAAACAAAAUCAUCAGAUUCUGCUUUCUGUGCUAAACAAUGUUAGUUCAAGUAGAAAGCAGUUUUCCUUCAUGUACUGAGUCUGAUAACAUCCAAAUAAGUAGAUGCAACCCCAUGCAGAAACAUACAUUAAUGGAUUAGUCUCCUAGGAAAUACAAGACAGACUUGACAUUGUUCUGAUUGGCCCCUAAGAGGUCACCUGUAUGCCUAAUGAAUAUGCUUGGCAGUGCAUUCUCUUGCUUGGUUAACAUUUAUUAUUUAUUUUUUUCUGUGGGUGUACUCCAGAGCCACUCCAUUCUAGGUCAGACUUCAAUUGUGCAAGGAGCUGUACAAACACUAGGAAAACCUAGCCCCAAAGAGCUUAUAUUUGACUUUAAGAAGUAUUCUGUGCUUGGAAUUAUUUCAGGAUAUAUAUUUGUGUUAAAACUUGGAUCUGUUUGUUGAAAUGUAUAAUGACCUGGAGGAAUAUAGGCCACCGCAUUUUUGUACUGUUCGUUGCUUGAUUUUUUGCCAGUGAACUAUUGUACGCACUGUAUUUUCAGGUGUGAAGGGUUUACAUGGAAUUAGAUGACAGACUGCAUGAAUUUCCCCAAACAGUCUCAGAUGACAAGGAACUUCAGUAAAAUCAGAUUCAUUAGAAACAAAGAAAAUCUUCUCAAAACAAAAUGAAUGAUAUGAAAGGAGGAAGGUGCUUAAAUGACCCAUUACUGUAAUAUUUGAGCCCCAAUAACCUCUGUCCUGUCUGAGAAACUCCCUUUGAUAUCUUCAUAAGACUCUUCCUUUUCCCAGUACAGACAGACUGGAUUGCCUUCUGCUGUCCCAACACCCAACUGUGCAUCAAAUUCUGCUUUUGCACAUUUGAAGAGGACUGUGUUUCUCAAAUUUAUGUUGCAAUACAAAAAGAUGCUGUAUUCAGCUGACUUAAUAGGUAUAAAUAGCUCAUGACGUCUCAGGCCAAAUUAAGACUCCAUGAAUGUCUUUUCUGGAUAAUGUGGUUAGUCUGAAGUCAAAGUCAGUAUCUCACUGAGUCCCAAACUUAGAGAUAAUAUCUGUGUUUCCCGAUAGUUCCCUCUAUAUAAAAUAGAAAUUCUUGACAGAUGAAGCUGCAUUUGUCACAAUUAUACUUAAUAGAAUCUUUUUAAAAAAUCUAAAAAUAUCUAAUUAAAAGAAAGAGAUGAAAAGUUGUAUAGAGCAUAUACUCUAUCUUGAGCUCUUAGGCUAAGCAUGUACCUGUGCCACAUCAGUAGCUUGUCGGAUAGGGAGCUGAAAAUAAUGAUUACUUAGAGUACCCUGUCCAAGAUGUAUCCUUCCACCUUCACUGUAAUUUCUGAGGCAGGUCCUACCAGGUCUUUAGGCAGCUACUUUUCUGGGGUAGUCAUUGCCUCAGAUAGAUUAACCCUGCAGGAGUAGUUCUUCAGUCGGUAUGCAGUACACUCCUUCACUGGUCCCCUCUGGUGUUUUCUUGAUUCACUCAACGUUGUAGGAGCUUUCAAAUGAAGUCUCUUGUGUUCCUGAGUUGAGGAUGUCUUCUAACUUUAUGCCCAAUUUCCCCACAUUUCAAAUACAUCACAGGAUUGUUGCCCCCAGUAGGAGGUGGUGAUCUCUGCUUUUCUGGGGGCAUAGCUACAUGAUUUGCAAGUGUUAGAGUAGCUAUGAGGGAUGGCUACCUUCCUUUUCUCUAGGAUUAACUCCUUCUCCUGGACUUUUGGGAGCUACUGCUUUGGCCUGCAAUACAGGGUCCUUCUUCACUGCCUCCCUAUUCUCUUCUUCUCUGACUUCCUUAAAUAGGGCCAGGAAGGUGGGUGGUUCACGUGUAGGUUGAGGAAUAUGAUGUCAGCAAAGAGAGUGCCCCUGGACACCUGGGUAAUUUGGGCUUGGUUCACCCUCUUCAGCUGGAUACCCUUCUUCAGAGUUACUCUCACGAGUAACUGCUGAAAUCUCAUCAGGAACUCAGGCAUUUUUUCUUCCUGAUGUCAUUUAAGAUCCCUGAACCAGAAGUACAGGUCUUCACUACUCUGUGGUUCCAUAUGUGCUCUCUAAGGCAACUAGGAAUGUACAUGGCACCAGAGUUGCUGGUUCUGAGGACCCUAUGGCUUUCUGCUAUCCUCUCUCCCCAUCUUUUCUGCAUUGCCACUCUGGGACCACUUCGGUGGCCUGGUCAAUCCAACUUUCAAAAUCCUCUUCGUCCAAAAGCAUGAGCAACUUCUCUGAAAAUAUCUUCAGUCUCUUACAGUGGCUGCCAUCCAGGAGGGUGAGCCACGCUUCUCCACAAGAUAUCCCACAAGCUGGCCCCAGCUGUCAGUCAUGGGUGAAAGAGGAACACUCCCUGGCUUCAAAUCUUUCUGUGCUGGGAAAGACUGUAGCUUUGGCACUAAAAUCUGUAGGUGCAAUGCUCACAGGCGCAACACUCACCACCUCCUAAAUCGCUGUCUCCGGGAUGGUGAUCCUUCUGGUGCUAUUACCUCCCUGGGUAUUCUGGUGGCAUCCAGCACUUUGAGUGCUGUAUCAGGGCAAUGCUGCUCCUUGCUUUCAGCUCUGGUGAAUAAUCCAUUAUCUAUGAGUCUCCCACAAGCCUUCUCAGCAUGAGAACACUUAGGCUGUCCAUCUGUAGGGUUACUGGGGAUUCUUGUUACUAUAAAGGACUGGCUGUAAGCAGCUUCCUUUGCUCCAGUCAGAAAGCCAAGUGCUUCUCAUCUUGCAUUUCAGCUUCACCCCCUAGGUGGCACUGAACUCAUUGCUAACAGGCUGAGUAAGAAGUUGUGAACUGAUUGUGUUUGAUUGCCUCCAUCCAUAACCACUCUCCGAGGUGUGGCUUAAACCUACUCCCUUUUCUCUCCCUGGGGCUUGGUAUCACUAAUAUUUGUAGCAACUUCUCCCAUCUCAUCAUGCAGGUCGGGUUCUGGAUUUUUUUUGUUGGCACCUUCUGCCUCCACUGUCAGUGACGCUUCACCAUGUCAGACAUACAGGGCUGCUGCCCUUGAGAAAGCAGUAAUAUUCAGGGUUCCUAGAAAGCUGUUUGCUGAGGAAAAACAUGGAAUUUAUGUUUUUACAGAGAAUCUUUAGUUUUUACAUUUUGUGAAAAAAUAAAAACAUACAUU
Messenger RNA from Chrysemys picta bellii (western painted turtle), 4391 nucleotides. NCBI's taxonomy places the organism in Eukaryota, Metazoa, Chordata, Testudines, Emydidae. The record is from RefSeq and is a predicted model, not a curated record.